Molecule: messenger RNA, 2876 nt
Organism: Centropristis striata (black sea bass)
Lineage: Eukaryota; Metazoa; Chordata; Actinopteri; Perciformes; Serranidae
Gene: il10ra
Product: interleukin 10 receptor, alpha
Exons: 7
Coding region: 161-1894 (577 amino acids)
Molecular function (GO): protein binding
Source: RefSeq, a predicted model, not a curated record
UUCUACGGGUAAACAGAGAGCACAUCAGUGAGAGAGAGAGCCUCUGUCUAUACUUUCAUGUUAAUGUGAAGCGUAACAGAGUUGUUUCUAGAGACUGAUUUGCUUCACUGAUGACUGAAAUAAGGGACUUUUGGAGGUCGACUGUGUGGAUUAUGACUGAAUGAUAACAUCUCUCCUGAUACCAGACAUGGAUUUAAGCAAUACAACACCAAUUCUUGUCUUCCUGAUUAUCAACAUAAACUUUGUGACAGCAGGACUCAAGAUCCCGUCACUUGACAAGUUGGAGGUGAAUAUUUUGGACGGGGAGGUUAUAGUAUAUUGGAAACAUCCUGCAGAUGCCCCCUCAAACCUCACGUACAAUGUACAAAUGGCAAAGUACAUUGGUGCAUGGAACAAUGUGAGCAGCUGCACCAAGAUCACAAGGAACUUCUGUGAUCUUAGUAGCUUUGUAGUAGAUGACUAUCGUGCAGGCUACAAGGUCAGAGUUCAGGUGGUUUCGGGAGAUGGCGUGUCUGCGUGGACUGCAAAAAGAUUUUACCCAAAUUUAAGUGAAUUGCAGCCUCCCUCCUUCACUUUGUGGGCUACUUCCAGCUCGCUGACAGUUCAUGUUCACCAAAAACCCAUCCUGAAAAAACUCUUUCCUUUUGGGCUCACCUACACCAUCUACCUGGAGGACACAGGGCAGAAUAGAAAGAAUACGACAGCCUACCUGAAAGAUGACGUAGGGGAUGAUGAACGGAGUAAGACUUUCAGUUCUCUCCGCUGGGGGAGAGAGUACUGUGUCAGUGUCACAGUAGAGGGCAUUGGAGGAACAAACCCCAGCAGUGUGUCCCCUAGAAAGUGUCUGCUGCUACCAGAGCAAGAAUGGUUCAUAAUUGCUGUGUCAUCCCUUUCUAUUCUGGGUGGGCUGGCCAUCUUCGUUAUCAUGGCAACCAUCCUCCUGUGUUACCUGAGAGGAUCAGAGAAAACCCCCACUGCAUUGAAAUCCCCUGUGAGCGGCUGGCUUCCACUCUCUGUUGGAGAAGGCGCUGUGGAAGUUGUGACAGACAAAGGAUGGUUCCUGUCCAGUUACAGAACAGAAGUGACAAACUGUGUGGUGCCCAGUGACCCAGAGACAAAUGUUACAGUAAUAGAGGAAGAUGGAGAGGAAGACAGGAGGACCAGCAUGGACAGCGGAGUCGGCAUGGAGUCCAGCUCUGCUACUAACAGCGGAAAAAGUCCUCCAAUGCAACAAGAAGACAGCGGCUGUGGGAGCUUAGGAGGACCAGAGAGCUCCAGCAGCUGUCAGACAGAUUACCCCCUGCAGGAGGAGAGGACUGAUAUGGACAUAGCUCAGAAGAGGGACUAUAGUGGGGUGGUGCUGCCCUGCCACCUUGAUUGUUCCUCCAUUAAUCUGGAGGGGCAGGACAAUGGGUUUGCUGGUGGUAAUUAUCGCAGCCAGAGCGGCUCUGCUGUGCAGAUUCAUGUCUGUGACGAAGAGGAGAUGUUUAAACAAAAACUUCCUGAUUUGGCCGAAGUGGUCACCGGUUACAGGGCUACACCUCAACUGUGCGUUUGCUCAGGAGCAGGUCAGUGCACCUGGUGCCACAAACAAGGCUUUUAUGACACUGAGGUUAUCAAACAAUACAGAGCAAUGUGUAUUGAAAAUGGACUGCUGAGCAGCAAAAGUGACUUUGUGGACUCUUACAAGGCGGGAUUUACAAUAUCAAAUUAUUCUAAAACACAAAUGGACACUGUCAUGGUGAAUGGCUUUGAAACAACUUUUAUACAACUGGGGGAGACUUUCCCUCUGCUCACAGCUCUGGCACCGCUGCCCCUAGUGGAGGCAGGGCAGGACUUUAACAUGAACAAUGUCUCCCUCUCUCUAUGUGACGUACAGCUGACGGCUGAGUGACGCUGUGGAAUGCAACACUAUUUAUAAGAUAAUCAUGCUGACAAAAUACAGAGUACAGAAGAACACUCAUUAUACCUACAUGACACACUUUUUGAAGCAUGACAUGGGUAAGGAAUUCCAGUUCUGAUAUUCUAAAAAGAACAUCGGGGGAAACUAAGGAGUAAACAGGGCAAGCAAACAGGCUGUUAUUGAACCUAGGAAGGAAACAGAGGUUAGACCACACAGCUGCUGGCUGGUGGCUGUUGGUUGUCGUCUCAGGAGCUUCUAAAGAUGAAGAGCAAAACGACCUUAUUCAACCCUGUCUCAUUGGGUAUAUUUACAACUGAAUACAUUUGCCGUGUGCCGGAAGUGAAACUGGUCGGGGGAGUAAAGCACAGAAACGGUUUGACAGUGGCGUGUCUUUGGACAUUUUGUGAUUUCUCCCAGCCUCUCGCCUCCACCAUCAAUGAUACCAAAUGCUGGUAAACAACUUGUAAGGUUUCUGAAAAGCAUUUCUUUUUUCUUGCCAUUAUUUAAACAUAAGGCAGGGGAAAAUACUUGUGAGCCCCCUUUAAGUCAUGCAAUGUCAUGUGAUGUCAAAGGAGCAAAUAUUUUAUCACAGAUAAAAAAGAAAGUUACAUUCAUAGCUUAAACUGCAGGCGCAUCUUUCUGUGUGACUUAUUUAUUGGAUACACAGAAAAAAAAGAUAUUUAUUUAUUGUGUAUUACUGUGAAUGUAUGUGACUGUGUGUUAUUAAAAGAAACUGUCUCCCUGGAAUGUUUGUCCUACAUUCGCAAAAAACCCAAGCAAAUGAUGAUGUCGAUUUCAGAAACCAUGACUCAAGGAAAACCCUGAAACAGCAGAGGUAUACCUGUGCACAAACACACGGCUGUAUUUGGGAUUCCCGCAUGCAAAUUCUGCACAGAAACCAGAGCAGUGGUUUCAAGCUUCUAAACUAUACAGGCACUUCCUUUUUCAGGCUUCUCAAAAAAGUCCCAGGUCA